Molecule: messenger RNA, 1359 nt
Organism: Saccharomyces kudriavzevii IFO 1802
Lineage: Eukaryota; Fungi; Ascomycota; Saccharomycetes; Saccharomycetales; Saccharomycetaceae
Gene: CLD1
Product: carboxylic ester hydrolase
Exons: 1
Coding region: 1-1359 (452 amino acids)
Biological process (GO): cardiolipin acyl-chain remodeling
Cellular component (GO): mitochondrial inner membrane
Molecular function (GO): A2-type glycerophospholipase activity
Source: RefSeq, a predicted model, not a curated record
AUGAAAGUUCGCUUUUUAACGUUUAAGUCGACUCUGAGUUCAAUAAUAGGAAGGCCCUUGAAAGGACUUCAACUUUUGACCGGAGCUAACUCAUCGAUUACACGAUCGGAAUCCGAUGAAAGUCCCGAAAGAGACGGCACAGAGGAACGAAUAUUAAGAACACCGUCGGCACCGACUGCAAUCCCACUGAGGGAGAUUAUCUACAAAGUACCUGGUCUGUUUCCUCGCCCUCUAGAAGAUUCUGUCAAAGAUUUUCGAGAUUUCACUAAAAACGAGGAUGUCUUUCAAACUGAGCUAUUAGAGACGUUGCCAUUUUAUCCGAAUCCAUCAAAAUACAAAAAAUCAAAGCUUAUUAAGACUGUUGUUGACGAUGAUGGUAACUAUAUUAAUGAAUUUUGUAUAUAUCCUCAGAAGCCUUCAGUACCCGAGACUGAAUUAAAGCACCUAGUCUUUAUUCAUGGAUACGGAGCUGGAUUGGGUUUUUUCAUCAAAAAUCUUGAGGAUAUCCCUCUACUGGAUAACGAAUGGUGUAUACAUGCUAUUGACUUGCCCGGGUAUGGUUUUUCUUCAAGACCCAAGUUUCCGUUCGAGUAUCCAAAAGACAACCUUCACACCGUUCAAGAUUGGUUUCACGAAAGGAUCCACACAUGGUUCAAUAAAAGAAAUCUUUUGCAUAAACCUGACAAAAAUAUUGUUGUGGCGCAUUCUUUGGGAUCUUAUUUGAUGGCAUUAUACUUGCAGAAAUAUAAGGAGUCUCCAUCAUUUAAAAAAUUGGUUCUCUGUUCCCCGGCAGGUGUAUCUAAUAGAGAUUUCGAUAAUACUACCGCAGAGGUUGGAAAAUGGAAACCGCCUCCUUGGUGGUAUGUCAAACUUUGGGAUAGGAAUAUUUCGCCUUUCACACUGGUAAGGAAUGCUCGCCAGUUAGGUUCCAAAAUUACAAGUGGAUGGUCAUAUCGGCGUUUCAAACAUAUAUUAAAUGGUGACCCAGGACAGUCGAGACGGUUUGAAGCUUUACAUAGAUAUGCUUAUUCUAUUUUCAACAAGCGUGGCUCAGGUGAAUACUUACUAAGUUUCGCCCUGAGAUGCGGUGGUGAACCGAGAUUGCCCCUGGAAGAACAAUUGUUUAAUGGCGAAAACUCAAAAGUUUUGAAAAAUAGCAAUUAUGAGUGGGUCUGGCUUUAUGGCAAUGACGACUGGAUGGAUGUCGAUGGUGGACUUAGAGUCUCCAAAUACCUGAACGAGAAGUUGGGACAAAAAAGUAAUGUUUUCAUUGUUCCUCAUGCAGGGCAUCAUCUGUAUCUGGAUAAUUAUACUUUCUUUAAUAAAAUUCUUGUGAAAGAAAUGCAAAACGUGAAAUGA